Molecule: messenger RNA, 2300 nt
Organism: Owenia fusiformis
Lineage: Eukaryota; Metazoa; Annelida; Polychaeta; Sabellida; Oweniidae
Source: the annotation of a GenBank genome assembly
CCAGAAUGUAAUCAUGUUAGUUAAGAGGGUAGUGUGCAUAGCCAAGGAGAAUACAGGAGGACAAUGUCAUGAUAUGAGAGCGAGGGUGUGAUAUGUAAGUUAUCAGAAGUUGUGUUAUACAUCUUUCAAUUUCAAAAAAUGAUUAAAUUAACAGCAAUUGUGCUAUUUCUGCUAUAUGGACACUGUGCAUUGGCUAAUGCAGCACGCCCUGACCCAACGGACCAAUAUGACUACAAUGCGGCUCUAUCAACAAAGGAUACUUACCACAUUUACUGGAAUUACACAAAUGAAACAAUCACUUUUGAAGUUCACGCAAAUACACUUGGAUACGUCGGAUUUGGAUUCUCACCCAAUGGAGGAAUGAAACGAUCAGAUAUGAUAAUAGGAUGGGUAGGAGCUGACGGAACAGUAUAUUUUAAGGAUAGACAUACCAAUGAUUCAUUAACGACACCGACAAUUGAUGAAAAGCAGGACUAUUACCUCGACUAUGGACUCGAGAAAGAUGGGUGGACCGUCCUGAAGUUUUGGCGUUUGUUAGACACUUGUGACGACCUUGAUUGGCCAAUUGAUGAUGGAACAGUAAAGGUUAUAUGGUCUUACCAUCCUGAUGACCCAAGCUCAGACACCGAUCUACUAUACCAUGGACAAAACAGAAGAGGGUCUAAGUCCAUCCAACUAAUAACACAUAGAGGAAAAUCUGCCCCUGUGCUACCCGAUGAUGUAGAAUCAUUGCAGUUUUGUCUAACAAACGUAUCAGUCCCAUCAAGACGCACAACGUACUGGUGUCAAGGAUUCUUGGUUCCAACCUUCGAAAAGAAACAGCAUGUUGUUGCAUUUAAAGAAAUCGUCCAACCUGGAAAUGAAGGACUAGUGCACCACAUCAUCCUCUACGCGUGUCACCACGAGAUAAAUGAAUCCCACCACGGCUAUGCCUCCAAGUGUUUCAAUCCCAACAUGCCUGACAACAUGGUGCUGUGUACGAGUAUAGUAUUUGGCUGGGCCGUAGGAGCUGGGAUGUUCGCACUGCCUCCGCACGCUGGUAUGCCAAUUGGUCCAGGAUCCAACUUCAACUUUGUACUGAUGGAAGUUCAUUGGGACAAUCCUCAAUCAAUACAAGGACUUUAUGAUACAUCUGGAUUGGAACUUAUCUACACACCGACCUUGAGACAAUAUGAUGCCACCAUGCUAGAGACUGGUAUCAUAAGUGGGCAUAGCUUCCAAGUGAACCCCCCACACACACCAGCCUUCAUCAAUCCAGGGACGUGUACAUCCGAAUGCUUAACUGCUGCAAUGGCGGCAUCUAAUGCAAAUGAUGGGAUAAAACUUAUCGGAGUCCAAUUGCAUGCACAUCUCGCUGCAACAGGUAUAUUGGUACGCCACUUCAGGAAAGGAGUAGAACUACCCGAGAUUCAGAGAGACAACAACUAUGACUUCAACUUUCAAGAAACGAGGCAUCUUCCACAGGAAGUUACCGUCUUACCAGGUGACGAAUUGCGUGUUGAAUGUAGAUAUGACACCACCAGCAAGGACACAGUAACCUGGGGUGGACUGGGGACACUGGAGGAGAUGUGUAUAGCAUACAUUAUGUAUUAUCCAAGAAUAAACAUGACGACAUGCCAAACGGUCUCCAGAACAAGUGAGCUGUUGUCAAUUGCAGGAGUCACUGAAACAACUGAGUCAGAAGACGAUUACAGAUACUUUGACGUUCGAGUGGUGGAGCCUGAAAAAUGGACAGGAAGACAUUUUAAAGACAUUUUAAGAACUGAAGUAGACUGGACAAAUGCCACUGUGAGGGAGAGGUUUCAAGAUAUUACAUACAACGCCGGACGUUUAGCACUUUGUAGACAGUCACUUGCGCACGUCUAUUACCCAGAUUCCAAAUUUUUGCCACCACAGAACAUAACGAAGACUUUAGAGAAGAAACCAAGGGUGUGUCUUGAUCCAACGUUUACUACAACCCAAAAUGCUGUCACGCUUUCACCUUCCACUGAAUCAGUUGGUGGAAUGGGAACAAUGGCCCAAGCUAGCAUCCCACUGGUGUUUCUAGUAGCCAUCACAUUUUCACAUACAUAUAGCUAAAGUACGGACACAUCAAAACGAUUAAGGAAGCCAUUAGGUCUUCCAUGGACUAUCACAUCUUGAUUGAAGUUACAAAUCUGAAAUAAGCUAUCACCUUUUGUUUAAAACUACAAGUAUAGCAUUAGUGAGACUAAUAAAUGACAAAAAAUUAUCAUUUUCCCUAUUUAUUGUAUUUCUUAAACUAAUAAAGAUAUUAGCCAAUAACCAUAAGAUAUACUUUA